AUGUACGAAUCUUUAGGCGAGUUUCCAGAUCCCUAUCCUUUAUUGGAGCAGGCAGCGGAGAUUGAUCAAAUCAAGCAAGAACUGGAAUUGAAAGAGAAAGAAGAAAGGACCCUGAGAGAAGAAUUAAAGCAGAAGGAGUCAUUGUCGAGUGAGGUUCGAAAUCUGCACCAAGAUUUACAAAAAACAAAGAGUUCUGUUGAUGCAGAGGUACAAAAAAGAGUCACAAAAUCCGCUCAGGAAUGUGAAAGAAAGUUUUCCGAAAAAGAGAAGCUCUACAAAGAUUCUGAACAAGAGAAUGCCGAGAGAAUUAACCAACUCAACAAAAAAGUCCGUGAUUUACAAGCUACACAAAUCGAUCAUGCUCUGCAGUUCGGACAGUUAGAAGCCCCAACGGAAGAGACUAUCACCAAAAGCUCGGAAUAUCAAAGUCUCCUGAAUGAACUUGAUGAAGCAAAUAGGUCAAUUGGCUCUUUAGUGAGCGAAAAUGAAAGGUUAAAACAGAAUUCUCAUGAACCGAAGCUCGAAAAUGAAAAUACCGAUAGUAAAAUGAAGGAACAUCUUGAUUUUAUGGAAUCAAGAAAUCGCAGUUUAACCGCUGAGCUUGAACAGAUUCGCCAAUCCUCCCAGACCGAGGCAGAGACUUUCCAAAGAACGCACUUGGAUCUUAUGAAGCAAAUUGAAGAGAAGCAGAAAACCAUCCGAAGCCAGCUUGAAACUCUAAAAAGCUAUUCGGACUACGAGGAACUGAAAAGAGAACUUUCUGUAUUAAAGCAAAUUGAAUUGAAUGCUGACUCACAUUCAAACGAGUCAACUUCGUUGGAAGCUCAGAUCCUUAAACGUGAAAAGAAACUUUCUAACGAGCUUUCUAAGCUAAGAACCCAAGAAGCUUAUUUACAGAAGAAGCUUACCGAUGAAAAAACACACAGUGAGAACCUGGAGAAAGGUAAUCGUGAGCAAAAAAAUGCCUUACAGAAACUGGAACGUGAAUUGGCUUCCUUAAGUGCUGAAGGGAGCACUUCUUAUGCAAAUAAUGGUUAUCGUGAAUCAAGUGGUCGCCUUUCCCCUACUUCUUCCAUUAUCGGAGGCAGCCCUAGUAUAUUUGGGGGGAGCACUACGUCAAAAGUCACUGGCACAGAAAAUAGUUCUACAAUCAUGGAUGUUGUUAAGCAACAAAGAGAUCGAUUCCGACGUGCAAACGUUGAUUUAGUUAAUCAGAUCAGUUCGAGUAACGAGAAGGCUGCUAAUUUAGAGAGCAGACUGAGAGAAAUGGAGAAAAGCAAUGCACUUUUAUACGAGCAGAUGCGAUUCCGUGAACAGUACCAAACCCAUAUGCAACAGAAUCCAUCUCAAAUUGAAGCAGCUACUGCAUACGAAAACAACAUCUCUCCUUUUGCAUCUUUCAGGAAGAGGGAAUCUGAACGAGCAUUUUCAAGAAUGGGUUCAUUUGAGCGUGUGUUAUAUGUACUUUUACGCACGGUUUUAUUGAAUAAUGGCACCAGAGCUAUAUUUCUGACCUAUCUAAUAAUUGUGCAUUUGUUUAUAUUGGUCGUUCUUUUCAAAUUAGGCGUGUCUGUCAACAAACUACAAGCCUUACCAGAAGCAACAUUAAAGUCCCAAUGA
This is a messenger RNA of Schizosaccharomyces osmophilus, 1620 nucleotides long. RefSeq names its product CASP family protein involved in Golgi vesicle transport Coy1 (gene coy1). Gene Ontology annotation, biological process: intra-Golgi vesicle-mediated transport. The transcript has a single exon. The coding region runs from base 1 to 1620 and encodes 539 amino acids. The record is from RefSeq and is a predicted model, not a curated record. Gene Ontology annotation, cellular component: Golgi membrane. Lineage: Eukaryota; Fungi; Ascomycota; Schizosaccharomycetes; Schizosaccharomycetales; Schizosaccharomycetaceae.